This is a messenger RNA of Solea senegalensis (Senegalese sole), 1510 nucleotides long. It is a transcript of the gene hpcal1, whose product is annotated as hippocalcin-like 1. Gene Ontology annotation, molecular function: calcium ion binding. Bases 386 to 967 code for a protein of 193 amino acids. NCBI's taxonomy places the organism in Eukaryota, Metazoa, Chordata, Actinopteri, Pleuronectiformes, Soleidae. The transcript has 4 exons. The record is from RefSeq and is a predicted model, not a curated record.
ACGCCGGGAACUGGAGGCAGGAAAGACUAAAUAAAAACCGAGCCUUUAAGAAAACGAACACAAACGCUCCUCCUGUUUUAAAUGUAUUAUCUCUAUAUUCUGUUAUCUUCCGUAGAGUGUCCGCAUCCGAAGCCUGUCUGGGGUUGGGUUUUUCCAGAGUUUUAACAGUCGGAGGAGGUCAUAAGUUAAAGGCUUAUACACUGUGAGUUAACGGUUUAACUUUGGUGACGCCGAGAGGUGGAGAAGAGGACUCUCUCACAAACGACCGUUACACUCCGAAAAAGAGGAGCGGAAGAAGCCAAGCAGACAAGGACGAGGAGAGUGAAAGCACAGGGAGAGUGCAGAAGUGGGAACGAAGGCAGCGAGCGCGAGAGAGAGCUGUGACAUGGGGAAACAGAACAGCAAGCUGAGGCCCGAGGUCCUGAACGACCUGAGGGAGAACACCGAGUUCACCGACCACGAGCUGCAGGAGUGGUACCGCGGCUUCCUCAAGGACUGUCCCACCGGCCACCUCACUGUGGAGGAGUUCAAGAAGAUCUACGCCAACUUCUUCCCCUACGGCGACGCCUCUAAGUUCGCCGAGCACGUCUUUCGCACGUUCGACACCAAUGGCGACGCCACCAUCGACUUCAGGGAGUUCAUCAUCGCCCUGAGCGUGACGUCACGCGGCGGACUCGAGCAGAAGCUGCGCUGGGCCUUCAGCAUGUACGACCUGGAUGGAAACGGGUACAUAAGCCGAGCGGAGAUGCUGGAGAUAGUUCAGGCAAUUUACAAGAUGGUGUCGUCAGUGAUGAAGAUGCCCGAGGACGAGUCGACACCGGAGAAAAGGACAGAUAAAAUCUUCAGACAGAUGGACAUUGAUAAUGACGGUAGAUUGUCGUUGGAGGAAUUUAUCAAAGGUGCCAAGAGCGACCCGUCCAUCGUCAGACUGUUGCAGUCGGAUCAGGGAGCCUCUCGUCAGUUCUGAGGACAGAGACGAUCACACACACACACACACACACGCUCAUAUCAUUCCAGCUUCUACGCUGUUCGGUCAUCACCACGUCGCUGCUCACCCUCCACACUCCACUGUCUUAAUGUUUACAUUAAUUGAUAUUCUUUUUUUUCCACUGUGGCUCCUUCUCUGUGGACUAUGACAUGCUUCUCAGUUGUGUAUAUGCAUUCUUCCAAAGCUCUUUCUGUGCCAUAUUGUAUAUUUAUACUGACUGCAUUAUACGCUUGCAAGUAUUAAGACUCCUGUUAUGUUACAUGGAGAGGAAACUGAUCACAUCACUAGGUGUGAGGGGAUUGGACUUAACUGUUGUUUGAAAAGUGGCUUAUUGUUGCUGUUCUGAACAAGCUCCAUACACCUUGGGUAUUUGCAUGCGCUCAGUGAUCUGCGUUUUCUGAUAUUGUAACAGUUUACGUGAAUAAGGAGGCCGCGCCGUUUGUUUUUAUUCCUUUUUAUUUUUGUAACAAAAUGUCGUUUUGUUUUCACACAAUUGAAAUAAAGUCGUGUAAGAAAAAUAUA